This is a messenger RNA of Kluyveromyces marxianus DMKU3-1042, 3261 nucleotides long. RefSeq names its product condensin subunit YCS4 (gene YCS4). Gene Ontology annotation, cellular component: nucleus; condensed chromosome, centromeric region. Lineage: Eukaryota; Fungi; Ascomycota; Saccharomycetes; Saccharomycetales; Saccharomycetaceae. The transcript has a single exon. The record is from RefSeq and is a predicted model, not a curated record. Bases 1 to 3261 code for a protein of 1086 amino acids. Gene Ontology annotation, biological process: mitotic chromosome condensation; mitotic cell cycle; meiotic chromosome condensation. Gene Ontology annotation, molecular function: histone binding.
AUGUCUUCGUUUCAGCUUACAGAGUACCUAUCGUCAUUUCAGCAUACUGAUAAAUCUACUUACAAGGAGCUACCGACGCCUGGCGCAAAACUAAAUCAUAUCACGGAUACCCUAGCUUUAAACUCUGAGUAUGAAUUAUCUGAUGAUACAUUUGAGGUGUUGGUUGACUUAGCUCAUUCUUAUUUCCAUUUGAGCUAUAAUGUCAAGCAACAGCUUAUUUACUUGGUCUCUUCCUGUUUAUCAAACCUUUCUACACUAAUUCAUUCCAACUACCAAGUGGAUGAGGAUACCCUUCAAUCAUGGAAAAUUAAUUUACAGAAAUGGGGGUACCUUGUGCAUGUACUAUUAGUUUUCAUGCAAGACGACCUUUUGAAUAGCCCUCAUCAACAACAACAACAGCAGAAGAAAGAAGAAAUAAAAUUAUAUUCCGCUCUACUUGAAAUUUUACUACCUAGCAUAAUCAACUUAGCCAGCAUACCGCAACUACCGAAACUUUUUGAUACGUUGUUAGAAAGAGAUGUGUUCGUGGGUAUUUUUCUUAAGCCGCUUUUCACUCUUGUGGAGUGUGAACCUUUGAUCAAAAUCAACCACGUUAAAACGAUGAUAAUUAAGAUUAUUGCUAUAUUUGUGAAGAAUGAUAACCAGUCACAAUUGGUGCAAAAUUUCGUUAUGGCUAAUUUAACAUACUUCCCACAACUUACGAACUUCAAUGCAGAGCUCUUAACAUACAUCAACGAUGAAUUUGAUUAUCCUCAACUUACUGAAGACAUAUUAAGGAGUAUUAGUGUUAAAGAGUUUAAUGCAAAGGAUUUGUCCGGUCCAAAAUCUAUUUCCAACUUUUUGAUUAAGAUUUCUGAGCUCUCACCAAGAGUGGUGCUUAGACAAAUGACGUCGAUUAUUAGAUUAUUAAACAACUCUUCCUUUACACUACGUUGUUCUGUCGUUGAAGCUUGCGGAAACAUUGCUGUGGAUAUUUCAUCGGACCCUGAUCUGUAUCAGCAUUAUAAAGAACAAAACGAUACUUUACUUGAGCUAUUAGACGAAAGAUUCCAAGACUCAAACCCUUAUGUUAGAUGUAAAGCAAUUCAAUCAUGGAUUAAGAUAUGUGACCUUAAAAUAAAAUUCAAUCAUCAUAGGCUUCUUGUUACAAAAUUAGCAGUACGAUCACUACAAGAUAAAUCUUCCCUAGUGAGAAAAAAUGCGGUAAAGUUAUUAUCCAAGCUUCUUUUCACCCACCCGUAUGAUCAAAUGCAUGGCAGUCAGUUAAAGCUUCACGAUUGGAAACAUCGACUACAUAAUCUCAUGGAACAUGAUUUUGACGAAGAUGACAAGAAGAUCAAACUAACCGAGACAUAUUACAAGGAUGCUAUCACGUUUAUCGAAUCAUUGCAUGAUGCUAUUGAACAUUCUGUACCACUAUUAUUUUCGCGGAAUAAAUCUGAGGUGUUAGAAACUAUGGAUUUCUUAGUUCUAUGCGAUGCGUUUGAUUUGGAACUAAGCUCUUUAGGAAUAAAGAAAAUGCUUCAUUUGGUAUGGUUCAAAAACUCCAACGAUGAAGGAAUCAAUAUUGCCGAUCACUUGGUUACUUGUUAUAAACAGCUAUUUCUAACUACACCUGACCAUUUUAAUUACAAAGAAAGGUCUGCAUUCAUUGCAAAAAACUUAAUCAAUCUAACUCUAGACGCAUCAGUUUCAGAUCUUGCCUCUUUGGAGAGGCUUAUAGGGCUAAUGUAUGAUAGCAAAUUAAUUGACUACAAUGACAUCAACGCUUUAUGGAUGAUAUAUCAGAGUUUGUUAACGGAUGGAAAAAUUGGCGGUGCAGAAUUCUCUACCUCUGAAAUAUAUGGUGCAAUAACUGUGUUAGGUAUGCUAGCACUAGCUGACAAUGAAGUUGGGUUACGUGGCUUACCACAUAUAUUGAAGGUAGGGUUUGAUCAUGGGAAGUUACCGAUUAUAAAAAUGACCUGUGUUAUAUUACAACGAAUGGUACCCUCAGAAAACACUGAUAUUCCUCACCAUGAAGAGGUUUUACAAAUUUUACACAACUUGGUAAUAUCAUCUACCGAUGAUCAUGAAUACUACUCUAUGUGUGAACAUGCAAUAAAUGCCAUUUUUGAAAUUUCAAAGAGGCCAGAUAUUAUUUGCAACCAGAUUAUCAAAGAAAAGACAAUGAUAACUUUCGGGGAACUUCGUAACAAAGAAGGAGAAGAUUCAACAAAUCAAAAGUCAUUGGGGUCAAGACUUACUUCGCUCUCUCAAUUACUAUUUAUUGUUGGGCAAGUUUGUAUAAAAAUUAUUAUUUUCUUGGAGAAAAGCGAAGCAGAGUUCAAGAAGACCAAGAUUCAAUACGAAAGUUUGAAAUCAGCAACAAAUGAAAACACUACAACAGAUGCUGACAAUUCAAUGGCAAACACCUCUGAACAACAAAAAGAAUUGGAUUUAAUUGGAGGAACAAACGAAGAUGAUUUCUCUGAUGCCAUUCAAUAUAUCAAAGAGAAUGAACUUUUGUUUGGUCCUAACUCAUUGUUGGCGAAAUAUGGUCCUUUAGUAGAAGAGAUUGUUACAAACUACGACAAGUUCAAUGAUAAGUACCUACAAAGAAAUGCAGUUCUUUGCUUGACAAAGAUGAUGUGUGUUUCUUCUAGAUUCUGCGAAAAGAACCUUUCGCUACUUAUAACGAUCAUGGAGAGAUCCCCAGAUCCCAUAAUUAGAUCAAAUGCUGUAUUAGGUCUUGGCGAUAUGGCUGUUUGUUUCAAUAAUCUAAUUGAUGAGAACACAGAUUUCUUGUAUCGCCGUUUGCAUGAUGAUAAUUUAAUGGUCCAGAAGACAUGUCUCAUGACAGUAACGUUUUUGAUAUUGGCUGGCCAAGUGAAGAUUAAGGGUCAAAUUGCUCAAAUGGCAGUUUUGCUAGACAACCCAGACCAAAGUAUUAGUGAUAUGUGCAAAUUGUUCUUUACUGAGCUAUCUACCAAGGAUAAUGCCAUCUACAAUGGGUUCAUAGAUAUAUUUAGUGGGUUGUCGAGCGACGAAGAGUUACCUAAUGAUUCCUUCAAGACCAUUAUAAAAUACUUAUUGACCUUCAUUGACAAGGAUCGUCACCAAAAACAACUAAGCGAAAAAUUGUUAAGCAGAAUAUUGAAGGCGGAGACUCAACGCCAAUGGGAUGACAUUGCAUUUGUGCUUAACCAGUUGCCUAAUAAAUCGGAAAAAGUGCAACAAGUCCUGGACGAGGGUUUCAAGCUUGUUAGUGCGAGGGAUUGA